Messenger RNA from Cannabis sativa, 1566 nucleotides. RefSeq lists its product as uncharacterized. The record is from RefSeq and is a predicted model, not a curated record. The transcript has 3 exons. Lineage: Eukaryota; Viridiplantae; Streptophyta; Magnoliopsida; Rosales; Cannabaceae. Bases 382 to 1242 code for a protein of 286 amino acids.
AAGAGAGACUUCUCCAAAAAGAAGAAGAAGAACAAAAAAAGAAUCCCUUUUUUACUUCUCUCGUUUUCUCGCACCCACCACCCUCAACCUGACGAUUGCGAACACCCACUGACGCGCUCUCACUCUCACGAACACCCAACAUAGCUUCCUAUCGAAAGGAAAAGGGAAAGGUUUCUCUCUUUCCUUUCUUUUCUCUAUAUAUCCAGAUUCUCACAUGUCUCUUCUUCCCCCCAACUUCCGUGCCCUAAUCUCCUCUUUCUUAUCAUCUACAUAUUUUAUUGAAUUUCCAAAAUCAAACCCCCGUUCCUAAAUUUCCAUACUUGUAACUCUGCACUCAAUCCUGGCCUUUUGUUGUAUACGAGUACGUAAGUAUCUGCUGCAAUGGCGAUUAUUGGGGACGCCCUUCGCCAGGCGUUUAUGCCGAAGCCGGAGUACGAAAGCCUCAAGGAAGAAGACAGAGUCUGGGGCAAGCUUCAGAGACCUUUAUUGGUGGCUUUCGUGGCUCUUGUUUGUGUCGUUGUUAUGGUAUGUGUAGUUAUUACAUUAAAGAUGGUUUUUCCGUCUGACCCCGCGAGGAGACCAUUCUGCGGUGACCGGGGGAUACAGCCACUGCCGAUCAACGUUAAAGGAGGGGAUUCUGAUCCCUAUCCUCAUGCUUUCUAUCUAACGGAUCAGGAAACUGUGGACUAUUUCUGGAUGGUUUGCUUCGUUCCUACUAUGAUCACUUUUUUGCUAACCGUUGUGUAUCUGAUAUCGGGUAUUGCUGUUGCUUAUUCUUCUCCGAUGAGACAUGUUUGCUUAAAGGUUGUUGAAAAUAGCUAUUGUGCCUCAAAACGAGGUGGGGUCCGCUGUUUGUCCAUUUUAAAUGCAAUUUUUGCAAUUGUAUUUGGUCUUCUUGCUUUGUUUCUUGGUUCAAGCCUCCUGACACUGGGGAAUAACUGCUCCAAACCCCUCUUUUGGUGCUAUGAGUUUGCAUCUUGGGGUUUGGUUAUUCUGUAUGGGGGAACUGCCUUUUUUUUGAGAAGGAAAGCAGCUGACAAUGGAGAUUCCAGUCAAAACCACGGUCUUGAGAUGUUUGUAGCUAAUCCCUUUGAAGUCACACCAGGUGUUGAAAGACGGGUUAGUGAAGGAUUUAAGGCAUGGAUGGGGUCAUCCUACUUAUCCUCUGACGACGACGAAGAUGAACCUGACCAUGAGGCCUCUCCCUUAACACGUACCAACUCAAACAGGCAGACAGUCUAAACAUGACUGGCCUUGGCCUUGGAUGAGAAUGCUUAGGUUUUUUUUUUUUUAAAAAAAAAAGAAAAGUAAAAUGUAUAUAUUUACCGUUUAAUUGACAAAAGGUACUCCAGAGGAACGCCAGGGCUCGAUUGCUCUCCAUUCAUGUAAGCCGCAAGUUAUACAUGUUCUUUUGUGGUAAUCUUUUGUAGCUUCUAAAUAAUGAUUCUACAUUUUUGGUUUUGGGGAAAGGGGUGAAAUGCAAGUCGCUUUUGCCUGUUUAUCCAUGUUAAAACCCUCAAACAAUGUUAAAACAUUCCUGUUAAUAGAAAUUGUGUUCAAAAGCCA